Molecule: messenger RNA, 867 nt
Organism: Monoraphidium neglectum
Lineage: Eukaryota; Viridiplantae; Chlorophyta; Chlorophyceae; Sphaeropleales; Selenastraceae
Exons: 8
Coding region: 1-867 (288 amino acids)
Molecular function (GO): protein binding
Source: RefSeq, a predicted model, not a curated record
AUGACACCGGAGGUGCUGGAGGAACGGCUGGCUGAGGCGCGGCAGAGCUACAAGCUCAAUGUCGGGUAUGCAGGCCUUGCGCAGCUGCCGUCUGGGUUUGCGGAGCUGGUCAAGAAGCACAACCCGCACAUCCUCGAGCUGGAGCUGUCGAGCAACAACCUGACCGCCGUCCCCGACGAGCUGUCAGAGUUUGCGCACCUGCGCACCCUCCGCCUCAAGUACAACCAGCUGCGGAAGCUGCCGCCAGUCGUCGCGCAGCUGCCAGCCCUGACGGUGCUGGAGCUGGCCGGCAAUCAAAUUGGGAAGCUGGACCCGGGGAUAAUCUCAGCAAUGGUAUGUUUGAGGGAGCUGGAUCUCAGUGGCAACCAGCUGCUGGAGCUGCCGGCCGCGAUCUGCCGGCUGCCAAAGCUGGAAGCUCUGCUGGAGUCCCUGCCAGAGGAGAUUGGGGAGCUCCCAGCGUUGGUGCGGCUCAACGUGUCCACCAACGCGCUGCGCACGCUGCCCACGAGCAUGGGGCGGCUGCGAAAGAUCCAGCGCAUCGACGCGGCAAACAACAUGCUGGUACGUGUGCCGCCCUCCAUGGGGCACCUCAAGACCAUAAAGGAGCUCAACCUCAGGUACAACAACCUGGAUGAGCGGUACAAGAGCAAGAUAGAGGAGGGCCUGUCAAGGCUAUUGUCCUUUCUGCGGGAGGAGGCGGAGCGCGAGCGGCUGGAGGAGAUUGAGCGGCUCAAGCCCAUUGGGACGCAGCUGGGACCCUACACGGCCUACAGGCACGGCCACGUGACUGUGUACGACCCGGAGCACCACCAACUGGUGGUGUUUGGAGGGCGCACCGCGGAGCGCAAGCGGCUCGACGACGUGUAA